UGCAAUUCUAGAUAAUUUAUAUAAAUAUAAUGGAAAGAAGAAAACAAAAUAAUGUUGGUGCUUGCUCUACUCUAGUCACUCUAGUGGAUAGCAUCAGAGCAGAAGAAGAUGAUAAGGUUCCAAUCAAGAUGAAAAAGUUUGUUACUAAAUGUCCAAAGAUUCUGUUCAUUGAGCCUUUCUAUGGAGGAUCGCAUAAACAAUUAAUAGAUUUAUUAUUGAAUAAUACUUCUCACACUUUCAUUAGUUGCACAGCAAAGAAAUGGCCAUGGCGAGCCAGAUGCAGUGGCUUAAUAUGUUCCCAGCUAAUCCCUGAGUUAACAACAGAAGAAAUUUUAUUCUGCAGCUCUGUUCUCAACUUACCAGAACUUUUAGGACUCAGACCGGAUUUGAAUAAAUUGAAGAAAAUCGUUUAUUUCCAUGAAAAUCAAUUCAUCUUUCCCAUAAGACAAAUCAAGGGUAGAGACAUACAAUUUGCUUACAACCAAAUAACCACAUGUUUAGCUGCUGAUCAAGUAAUUUUCAACUCUAAUUUCAACAAGGACAGCUUCCUGGGAAAUUUGAAGAAAAUCAUUAAAAUGUUACCAGAUUAUAGACCCAAAAAUCUUCUGGACAAGAUAUCACCCAAAUGCAUGGUAUUGUAUUUUCCAGUCAGUUUUCCAGAAUUACCAUCGGAGAAACAACUGGAUGAAAAUGAGCUUCAUAUAGUUUGGCCUCACAGAUGGGAGUUUGAUAAAGAUCCUGAGCUAUUUCUGGAAACAUUGAUGGAGCUAAAGAAGGACAAGUACUCUUUCAAAGUUCACAUUUUGGGUGAAAAUUUUGAGGAUGUUUCAGCAACGUUCGGCAUAGCCAAAGAAAUAUUAAAGGCUAAUAUCUUAACUUUUGGUUUUGUGCAGAGCAAGAAGGAAUAUUACGAUAUUUUGAACAGUAGUCAUGUUGCAAUUUCAACUGCUAUACAUGAAUUCUUUGGAGUUUCCAUGAUGGAAUCUUACUAUUGUGGUUGCUUUCCACUUGUACCAAAUGAUUUAGUAUACCCUGAGAUUUAUCCAAAAGAAUGCCUGUAUAAAGAUCCUGCUGAUUUAUUGAAGAAACUAAGGAAAUAUUGCAAGAAUCCAAAGGAUGCAAUUAAGGCUAGGAGUAAAUUAAAAAUUGAUGUGCAGCAAUAUUCUGGUGAUACACUAUUACCAGAAUAUUUGAAGCUAUUACAUUUGAAUUAAAUUUAUUUCAUC
Nicrophorus vespilloides is the source of this 1226-nucleotide messenger RNA. RefSeq names its product glycosyltransferase-like domain-containing protein 1. NCBI's taxonomy places the organism in Eukaryota, Metazoa, Arthropoda, Insecta, Coleoptera, Silphidae. Bases 30 to 1214 code for a protein of 394 amino acids. The transcript has 4 exons. Gene Ontology annotation, molecular function: glycosyltransferase activity. The record is from RefSeq and is a predicted model, not a curated record.